AUGAUAAUAGGAGCAGCGCUUCUAAAUAUCAUCAUAACUAUUAACACAAUAAAUGCGGCGCAACCACCUCAACCGCAACCUCAAGAUGGGAAUUUCUUUUAUAAUAAGAUGAGAAGUGACAUGACAUCGGUUUUAAGUAAUGAUAAAAUAUUUUUUUUCGGUGGUGAAACAUUCGACAAGUCCGAUUCAAGCCCAACGACAUCGAAUAAAUUGUUCACAUUGAACGUCUCGUCCUUGGAUCUUAACAAUAACAAUACUUUUAAUGCAGAAUCAAUAAAGGAUAAAUGGGAAUUGCUUGAUUCGAUGAAAGUAGGAUUAAGGUAUAACGUGAUGGCUUUGUCAGCUCGGAAUGAUCGUUCCACAAUAAUAUUUUAUGGAGGAGAGACUUUUGACCCAAAUACCGAUGAAAAAAUCGACGUUAACUCACAGAUUUAUGAGUAUGAUAUCAAUGCGAACAAAUGGACCAUGAAUCCAAAAUAUCAAGGGAAACCACCACCAAAACGGUUAUCAUUUGCAAGUUAUGUUCAAAACUUGGAGGAUGGGAGGGUUUAUUUAUUUGGUGGUAUAUCAGAUUACAAUCCAAAGGGUGGAGGAAAGAUCAAUAAUAAAUUAUAUUCCAUUGACACAAAUAAUAAAAGGUGGAAUGAAGAAACUACGGAUGAUACGCCUCCCGGAUUAUUUGGAUCAACUUGUACCAUGUUGAAAGAUGGUAAAAUCAUAUUCAUUGGUGGAGCAGAUUUCGGUGAUUCAAAUGAGUUGAUAUUAUCACAAAUGAGCAAUCUAAAUAUUUACGAUACAGUAAAUGGUAAAUGGAGCGUUCGAUCAACUUCCGAUAAGGAUUUACCUGAAGGUAGAUUCGGUCACACCGCAACACUCCACGAUAAUAAAAUCAUUAUAAUCGGUGGAAAAAACGUGAAUAAUGAGAAAGCAAGCGUUCCGUAUUUUAUUUAUUUGGAUCUAGACGAAUGGGAUUGGAAAAAUUUAGCGGCUGACCAAGCAAACUAUAAUGGAUUUGCUAGAUUUGGACAUAACGUCAUUUUGCAUGAUGACUAUUUAUUUGUUACUUUUGGUCAAAGUACUAAUAAAAAUGAUGACAUCAAUCCUAUCGAAGUGAUUAACGCUGAUAAUCUUGAAAUAAUUAUUCAACCACUAAAGAAUUCUAAUAACGCUGCUACGUUCAACACUGCUAAAAAAAUUCCCGACACUUCAUCGACUCCAGGUGAAAAUAAUGAUAAUAAUCCCACAUCCAACAUCAACCCCACAUCCAACUCCGAAUCCGACCCCGCAUCCAAUCCCGCUCCUAACCUCGCUCCUAACCCCACAUUCAAUCCCGAUUAUCCUGAAAUAGACAUGAAUGAUGAUGAUACUACACCCAAUCCCGAUUCAUCAACGAAUAACAAUGAUAAAAUCGAGAAAAAAAAUAAUUCAAUUGUUAUUACAUUUAUUGUUGUUGGAGGGAUAUUUUUAAUACUUAUUAUUUUGGCUUCGUUAUUGAUUAUUUAUAUAAAGAGGAGAAAACUCAAGCUUAAAAUUAAUAAUGAUAACAAAAGUCCUGUCCUCCCUGUUACUACUCGAAACAUUCCAAAUACUCGAAGAAAUGUACCAACUAUGUUUAGAGAUUCUACAAGCACUCAUAAUACCACUUAUACCGAUAUAGUAAAUAGAUCUGACGGUAUGGUUUCGAUUGGUGAGAUACAAAAUGCCAAUAAUGUUAAAACUACGACUGUCAAGCCAAAAACUCCAACGGUAAUUUAUGCUUCAGGUGUUUCUUCCAUUUUUGCCGAUUUGGCUUUUGCUGGUUCAAUUGAGUGUACAAAUGAUACAAAUGAUGGUGGCGAGCAUUUUUCAUCCACUUCUGGAGGAAAUAGACCAUUAUCCGAUCUUGAUACGGUGGAAGAGGUACCCACAUCCUAA
Molecule: messenger RNA, 1914 nt
Organism: Funneliformis geosporum
Lineage: Eukaryota; Fungi; Glomeromycota; Glomeromycetes; Glomerales; Glomeraceae
Source: the annotation of a GenBank genome assembly